GGUAUGAAGAACAAUAUUACAGGAGGGGUGUACACCCUCUGCGAUAUUGAGAGUCAUAUCAUCCUCUUUCGCUCUGGAUAUUAGGAACAAUAUCACAGGGCUGUGUACACCGCCUGCGAUAUUGGGAGUAAUAUCAUCCUGUCGCCCUGAGGAGAGAAGCCAUUUCUCUACUGUCUCCUGUCUCUGAAGAGGAGGAGGAAGUAGAAGUGGAAAAACAACAGGAACGAAGUCGGUGGCAAGACCAGCCGGUGGCACUGAUGAGCCGGCAUGAGGUGUCCAAGUCACACAGAGCCACGGAAUCUCACAGGUGUCUGAAAAUUCCUCCUCCUGGGACUCUCUCUCAGAGGAUCCAGAACUGCAGCCCGUCCUCCCUGGGCUGUCCCUGUCCAUGUACCUGGUCACGUUGCUGAGGAACCUGCUCAUCAUCCUGGCUGUCAGCUCUGACUCCCACCUCCACACCCCCAUGUACUUCUUCCUCUGCAACCUGUCCUGGGCUGACAUCGCUUUCACCUCGGCCACGGUUCCCAAGAUGAUUGUGGACAUGCAGUCACAUAGCAGAGUCAUCUCUCAUGUGGGCUGCCUGACACGGAUGCCUUUCUUGGUCCUUUUUGCAUGUAUAGAAGACAUGCUCCUGACUGUGAUGGCCUAUGACUGCUUUGUAGCCAUCUGUCGCCCUCUGCACUAUCCAGUCAUCGUGAAUCCUCACCUCUGUGUCUUCUUAGUUUUGGUGUCCUUUUUCCCUAGCCUGUUGGAUUCCCAGCUGCACAGUUGGAUUGUGUUACAAUUCACCUUCUUCAAGAAUGUGAAAAUCUCUAAUUUUGUCUGUGAGCCAUCUCAACUUCUCAACCUUGCCUGUUCUGACAGCGUCAUCAAUAGCAUAUUCAUAUAUUUCGAUAGUACUAUGUUUGGCUUUCUUCCAAUUUCAGGGAUCCUUUUGUCUUACUAUAAAAUUGUCCCCUCCAUUCUAAGGAUUUCAUCGUCAGAUGGGAAGUAUAAAGCCUUCUCCACCUGUGGCUCUCACCUGGCAGUUGUUUGCUUAUUUUAUGGAACAGGCGUUUGGGGGCACCUCAGUUCAGAUGUGUCAUCUUCCCCGAGAAAGGCUGCAGUGACCUCAGUGAUGUACGCUGUGGUCACCCCCAUGCUGAACCCCUUCAUCUACAGCCUGAGAAACAGGGAUAUUAAAAGUGUCCUGCGUCGGCCGCACAGCAGCACAGUCUAA
Messenger RNA from Pongo pygmaeus (Bornean orangutan), 1219 nucleotides. RefSeq names its product olfactory receptor 7E24-like. The transcript is spliced from 2 exons. Gene Ontology annotation, biological process: G protein-coupled receptor signaling pathway. The record is from RefSeq and is a predicted model, not a curated record. Bases 389 to 1219 code for a protein of 276 amino acids. Gene Ontology annotation, molecular function: olfactory receptor activity; G protein-coupled receptor activity. NCBI's taxonomy places the organism in Eukaryota, Metazoa, Chordata, Mammalia, Primates, Hominidae. Gene Ontology annotation, cellular component: membrane.